AUGUUCCACGUCAAACACGACCCCGGGAAAACCCUCAUCAUUGGGGCAUCGUCAUCAGCACUGGAAGCUGCUGGGCUUCUUCGGAGCCUCGGGCACCAGGUUUCAGUUAUGGUUCGCACCCGGGCUCUGAAGGGACAUGAUGUGGAAAUGUCAGAGUUGAUUGUUGGACACCUCGAGGGCAUGGGAGUGGAAUUCAUUAUUCACAGCGCGACGACGGAACCGACAGAUCUUCCACAGUUGCGAGUCCACUACAAUGACAAGACCACUCAAAAGGGAUUUUUCAAAGACUUCAACACAGUGCUCACUUCGGACGGGCAAAUCGCGACCGUAAAUGGGAUUGGGCUGGACGAACUCGGGAUGACCCGGGAUUCACAAACUGGGAAAGUUGUGGUUGAUGAAAACCAGCGCACUUCCGUUGGAGGCAUCUACGCUUUGGGCGGAAUUACAAACAACCCAGCACCAUUCCUCAGCAACACUGAACACAGUGCUGAACUGCUAUGCGACCGUCUCUUCGGCUCAUCCAACGUCGUUUGCAAUUACGACCACGUCCCACGGGCAGUUUUCACGCCAUUGGAAUACGGGUUCGUGGGCGCCACAGAAGAAUCAGCCCUGGAGUCACUCGGACCCGAAGGCGUGACCAUUUACCAGAACAGAUUCAAACCAAUUCAUUUCAACUUGAUGGACUUGAACGGGAUCGAGGAGUUUUGUUACGUCAAGGUCAUUUGCGAUAAACACGAUGACGAGAGGAUCAUAGGACUUCACAUUUUGGGGCACAAAGCUGCUGAGAUGAUCCUGGGAUACGCAGUGGCCAUGUCAUUAGGAGCCACGAAGAGUCAGCUUGACGAUUCCAUAAGCCUUCAUCCGACCGCAGCUGAGAAUCUGAGUAGGACAAUUCGUCGCAUUUCCCACAAAUGCUGCAAAAGCGGUUUCAGCACAAUGAAAAACGACGACCGAUGCUGAUAAUCAGCCAGUCAGAAAAUCGUUUUUCGAGAAGACGAGGACUGUCGACAGGCAAUUCGCUAUCAAUGACGGGGAACAGAAAAAGAUUUCCAAAAGGAAAAGCUGUUUCUCUGAGUCGUCGUCGAUCCUGUCCUUAUCGUAUCUUUUUACACCCAGAAUCAAUCAUCAUUUCAAUAACUUUUACUCUCGUGACACUGAUAGUAGCAGUCGACGAAAAAUUAUGCAGCAUGAAAUGCAUUCAUGUCCUAAUUAUAUGAUACAGAAGUUUUAAAAAAUUUUGGACAGAUAAAAAUCAAGACAAUCAUUCAA
Molecule: messenger RNA, 1269 nt
Organism: Notodromas monacha
Lineage: Eukaryota; Metazoa; Arthropoda; Ostracoda; Podocopida; Cyprididae
Source: the annotation of a GenBank genome assembly